GCAGCCUCCCUCCCCAGCCCCAUCAGAGGAAAUAUUACAAUGUUGCAAGCUGACGUAAGGACAUUACAAGGAAAGGGCUACAUUUCGGAGUGUUUAUGAAAAGCCUCGGUACUGUACUGUCACCAGGGGGCAUGCAAUAGAAUGCAUUUCGUCCAGCAUUUGGAAUAAUGAUCAUUUAGCAACCACAACUACCACCAACACCACCACCAAAAAAAAAAAAAAAAAUCUGGAGGGGGGGAGAAGGAGAGAGCGAGCUUCCAGUGCGCUUUGGAGUCCGCGCCAGACAGAGGAGCCAUGCAGCCAAACUUUCGGGAACCCUUGGUUAUUUUUCCUGACAUUGCAAGCUCGCCCUUGAGGAUCGCUUCUUGAAAUCUCCGGGUUUUGUUUUGGCUUUUCUCUCGCCCCGAUCCUCGGCGACCUCUCCCGCCGUCUCUAGGCCUGGCGGAUCGGCUUCCCUUCGGCAACGGAGGAGAGGACCAGGAGAGGAUCUACCUUAGCAGCGAGGAAGCUGCAGCGAGACGCCCUGCCUGCCUGCCUGCCCGCCUGCUCUGCCUCGGUUCUGCCUGCCUCCUCUCUCUCUCUCCCUCCUCUCUCUCGCAUACGCGCACGCAGAGCUCGCUUGCCUUGGGAGUCCAGUGUUGUUUUGAAGGGAGCUAACAUGGCGACGGUGCCCGUCUAUUGCAUCUGUAGGCUGCCCUACGACGUAACCCGCUUCAUGAUCGAGUGCGACGCCUGCAAGGACUGGUUUCACGGCAGUUGUGUUGGUGUAGAAGAAGAUGAGGCUCCAGAUAUUGAUAUCUACCACUGUCCAAAUUGUGAGAAAACCCAUGGAAAGUCUACUUUGAAAAAGAAAAGAAAUUGGCACAAACAUGACACUGGUCAAACUACAGAAGUCAAACCUGUUCAGAAUGGGAGUCAGGUAUUCAUCAAGGAACUUCGAAGUCGAACAUUCCCCAGUGCUGAAGACGUGGUAAUAAAACUGACUGGAAGCCAACUAACAGUUGAAUAUUUGGAAGAAAAUGGAUUCACAGAGCCUAUCCUCAUCCCAAAGAAGGACGGUUUGGGCUUAUCUGUACCUGCACCGACGUUUUAUGUUAGCGAUGUUGAAAACUAUGUUGGACCAGAAAGGAGUGUUGAUGUCACCGAUGUCACCAAACAGAAGGACUGCAAGAUGAAGCUAAAGGAAUUUGUCGAUUACUAUUACAGCACUAACAGAAAAAGAGUCCUCAAUGUAAUUAACUUGGAAUUUUCAGAUACAAGAAUGUCCAGUUUUGUGGAGUCUCCUGAUAUAGUGAAGAAACUUUCUUGGGCGGAAAAUUAUUGGCCUGAUGAUGCUUUGCUGGCAAAACCAAAAGUGACCAAAUACUGCCUGAUCUGCGUGAAAGAUAGCUACACAGAUUUUCACAUAGACUCCGGUGGAGCUUCUGCCUGGUACCAUGUCCUGAAAGGAGAAAAAAUAUUUUAUCUCAUCAAGCCAACUUCUGCAAACAUUUCCCUCUAUGAACGGUGGCAGUCAGCGGCAAAUCAUAGCGAAAUGUUUUUCGCUGACCAAGUGGAUAAAUGCUACAAAUGCACAGUUAAACAAGGACAAACACUUUUUAUCCCAUCAGGCUGGAUUUAUGCAACUUUAACUCCUGUUGACUGCUUAGCCUUUGCAGGACAUUUCCUACAUAGCCUAAGUGUAGAGAUGCAGAUGAGAGCAUAUGAAGUUGAAAGACGAUUAAAAAUUGUCAGCUUAACCCAGUUUCCUAACUUUGAAACGGCAUGUUGGUACACAGGAAGACACCUGCUAGAGUCGUUUAAAGGAUUGCACAAAGCUGGGAAGCAGCCUCCUUCUCAUUUAGUCCAGGGAGCAAAGAUCAUCAAUGGUGCUUUCCGGUCAUGGACUAAAAAGCAGGCAUUAAUAGACCAUGAAGAUGAGCUCCCAGAACAUUUUAAACCUGCACAACUUAUUAAGGAUCUUGCCAAAGAAAUAAGAUUAAGUGAGAACGCCUUGAAAGUCAACAAACCUGAAGUGGGUGCCAGUGUGAAUGUCGAAGAGGUCAGCCCUGUGGAGAAAGAAGAAAUCCCAUCACCUGCACCACAGACGCCUCCACCCCCUCCGCCACCGCCAUCGCCACCGCCAUCGCCACCGCCACCAGUUGAAAAAGUCCCUAAGAAAAAGGCCCAAAAAGCAACAAAAACACCCAAGCCACCCAAACUAGCCAAACCACCCAAACCGCCCAAACCCCCUAAGCCGCCCAAGCCGCCCAAACCCCCCAAGGAGCCAAAAGUAAAAGGGGAAGGGAAGAAAAAAGGCAAGAAAGCAAAGGAAGUGCCGCCCCCUGCAAUUCCGAACUUGGACCUUCUGGAGGCCCACACAAAAGAGGCCCUGACAAAGAUUGAAACACCAAAGAAGGGGAAGGCUGCCAAGAAUACUUUGAGUACCCCUGAGAAAGAACCCAUCGAUAAGCAGAAUGAGGUCGAAAAGUUUGAAAUCCGAGAACAAAAUAAGACCAAAACCGAAGCAAAAUGGAAAUAUAAGAAUAGCAAGCCUGAUUCAUUACUGAAAAUGGAAGAAGAGCACAAACUGGAGAAGACACCGUUAUCAGGAAACAAGGACAAUAAAUUCAUGUUUUCUUUCUCCAACAAGAAACUGCUGGGCUCAAAGGGAGUGAAAACUCAGAUGAGUCCUGGUAUAUUUGGAUCAUUGCAAAAUUUCAAAGAAGAUAAAGCAAAACCUGUGAAAGAUGAAUAUGAGUAUGUCUCAGAUGAUGGAGAGUUGAAAAUUGACGAAUUUCCAAUUAGAAGAAAGAAAAACACCACCAAACGUGAUUUGCCCUUUUUAUCAGAUAAAAAAGAAACUGCACAACACACACCCGUUAAGAAGCCAAAGUUGGAAUCAGUAUUGUACAAGAGUGAUGACUCCUCAGAUGAAGACUCGCUUCAUAUUGACACAGAUGCCAAGCCAGGGCGCAAUUCUAAAGUGAAGAAAGAGACCGCAAGCUCAGCAGGCAUUCUUGAUCUAUUGCAGGCAAGCAAGGAAGUUGGGGGUUUAGAGUACAACACCAACAGUCAGCCGCCUGCAUCUCCCAGCACACAGGAAGCGAUCCAAGGGAUGCUUUCGAUGGCAAACCUGCCUACAGAUUCCUGCCUACAGCCUUCAUGGGGCCCCAACCAAGCAAAGAACAAUUCCACGUCUGCCGCAAACGCCAAAAAAACUGGAAGCAGCAACAACAAAAAUGCAGGGAAAAGGUUGCCGAAAAAGAGUGCAAAAAACAACAUUGACAUUGAAGAUUAUGACGAGGACCAGGAUCACUUAGACGCCUGUUUUAAAGAUUCUGAUUAUGUUUAUCCCUCCCUUGAAUCAGAUGAAGACAAUCCAGUAUUCAAGUCUCGAUCAAAGAAAAGGAAAAGUUCUGAUGAUGCACCAUAUAGCCCAACAGCAAGGGUUGGCCCAUCGGUACCUCGGCAAGACAGACCUGUCCGAGAAGGUGCAAGAGUUGCCUCUAUUGAAACAGGACUGGCGGCGGCAGCUGCUAAAUUAUCCCAGCAGGAGGAGCAGAAGGGCAAGAAGAAGAAGAACACCAAAAAGAAACUGUCGCCCAACAACGCAAAUAAAAUCCCUCAGGAAAGCAGCUCUCCUGAACCCAAGCUGGAGUCCCACAGCAGUAGUUUAACAGACCACGAGUAUACAGCUGGUGCAAGCACGUUUGGGGUGGCCCAAGUCAACCGAGGUUCUCAACCCAUGGCACCAGGAGUUUUCCUCACGCAACGGAGGCCCUCCUCGUCGUCACAGAAUAAUGCUGCUGCCAAAGGGAAACGUACGAAAAAAGGCAUGGCCACAGCUAAGCAAAGGCUUGGGAAGAUUUUGAAAAUUCAUCGGAACGGGAAACUUCUCCUCUAAAACUUAGCCCCAGCUGGGACUCUUAUCAAAGUUCAGAAUGUCCUGAGCUGACACUAACUCUUCUUCAACUCUUGAAGGACCUUCAGUCGUAUUGUGCAACACCCGAGGGACAAUACCAGUUAACUUUUUGCCACCACUUUAAUAAAUUCUUUUUAACUUUCAGCAGUUAAACAUGUACAGAAUACUGCUAUAAAUAUUUUUUAAUAUAGAUGUCCUUUCUCAAAUUGCUGAGAGUGACUAGUUCGCAAAAAGUUAAUACCAAGAAACUGAGGAUCAUUCCAGUUUUAGGAAAGUAUCCCUUUAACUUGUUUAUAAGUGAAGAAAAAGUGGUUGUUUUUAACAGUAUGCACAUUAAUUUCAGUUAUGUUUCAUUUAUCCAACUGCACCAAUUUUAGAGAGGUAUCUGGUUAAGCGGCAGGAGAGUUUUGGUAAAUUCCACCUUUGCUCAAAUUAACUUACAGAGAAGGGAAAGAGAUUUUUGUCAUUACUGUGUGUGAUAUAAUACAUGCAAGACGUAAUAUGCAUAACGGAAUAGUUUUCUUUACCUGGCUCAUGAUAAGUAUGUUUUGGUCAAUGGAAGAACUAAAAUUGCACUUCAGCACUACUAAGAACUUUCUCUAUAACCGGGUAUAGGACAAAAAUGGAUGAAUUAAUUUAUGUUAUGUGCAAUGCUAGGUGACUGCCGGAACAAUCCGGAUCACAGGCCUGAUCCAAUUGGGUUAAUGAUUAGGGUGUGUAGACGCAAAAUGGGUGAAUGCAGUUCUUUGAAAAUCAGUGGUAGUUAUUCCAUUAAUUUUGGUUGGUGCUGGAUUACAAUCUUUCUCAUUGAUAGUUUUCCAUCCCUCCCACCAUUUUCUUACCUGUAAGGUGUUUUUUUUUUAGCACCUCUUAGCAUACUGUCUGCCCUUAUUGUCUCUGCUUUCACCACCACAAGGCAAUGUGUGAUAGGAGUAGCCUUAUAAGACAAAACAAAACACCCCAAUAAUAACAAAAACCAAUGUGUACAGCUGGGAGAUUGUUACAAAAUGAUAGAAUUGGCUCCUUAGCAACAAGACCUGAAAAGAACGGUUGUGUUUGGAGAUUUCUUUUCACUCACCGCUGUUCUUGCUAAGGCUUGUUUACAUGAUCCUAGAAGCAGAGGGGUUGCAGUUUUGUUUUUUUCAAGAUAUUGCUAGGUCAGGGUUUCUGUUUGGAAAUUAUGGCCGUUGUUUACCAGAGCAGGGAAUUCCAUGUUCAGGGCUGACUCUCCAGUUAACCUUGUGACAAAGUUGCCACUUCUGUGUGUCUAGGCCCCGUCUUGAGGUGCUGGUUCUUGAAAUUGAGCACCAUGCGGGAGGAACGAUGUCAUGGCUCCUUCCAAAAACAGAUGCUGCCCUUGGCAUGUGAAAUAGUCUCCUUAUCUCCCCUUCCAAUGGCUACUGGUGUGGCGGUGCAGGACUUGACCAAGUAGAAAUGGCAAGUGUGACACAAAGUUAACACAAUAUGUCCUCCUUACAUUGUAAGCCUGUGCGUGCCAACUCUGAAGGAAGUCCCUUUGAGUUCAACGAGCUUACUCUUAAGUGGAUUUAGGAUGGCACCUUUAGUCAAGUAUCUCCUCACCAGUGCUAUUUUCUAGAAAAAGAGGUGGCUCCCUCGUUCUCUUAGAAUGGCAAUGGAACACACCUGAGAGGUGCCAGAACUUAGUUCAGGCUUCAAAAAAUGCCCUGCCCCUCGAUAAUUUCCUUGGGUCAUCCCUUGGACUCUUGCCAUCUUGACGUGACUUCUCAACCCCAUCCAACAGUUCGCUCGUUAAGUUCAUGGAGACACUGGUUUUUUUUAAUGCAAUCAAUUAAUAUGAGAUGAAACAAAUGAUGACAACCCCCCAGCAAUUAACCAGAGUUUCUUUCUUUCAAUUCACAGUAGCCUUUGAGUAAACCCCUGGAUCAUGUAAACAAAGGAGGCACAUCAAUGAGCUAAGCUGUUUUCUUGGGAUAACUAAGAAUGUCAGCAAACAGGGCACUUUCCUUUGGCUCCAUGACUCAACCCCAUCCCAUCUUCCUGCUCUGGGGGGGCGGGGGUAGGUGCGGAAACAGUUCCAGAGGCAAAGUGCCAAGAAAAUGUAACAUCUGUAUCAACACUUUGAGGGUUUGUGGGUUGUUUUUUUUUUAAUGCUUGCAAACCCACUAAGACAUGAUGGCUCCAUGGUCUGAGCUCGCCUUGACCCCAAGGCAGGCUGUGAGGUGCAAACCCAUGCCAGCGAUGUACAUAAGGCUUCUGACAGUCAUAUCAAAGCACUUCCUAUGAGAUACACUUGUCUGGAGGAAUGACGGCUGUGGGCACACACAGGUGUCUGAUAAGACGAAAGCCAAGCUUAUUGACAGUUUAACUGGAUACUUGUCGUCUUUUAACUCUCUUAGUGUUUAGUGUAGAGUGCAUUAUUUUACAUUAAACUUGCUUGUCUGCAUUUAAACACUUGAAGAGUUAAAUUUGUUUCUCAGGCAAUCCCAGGUUUUCAUUUAUAGAUCUGUUUCCUAAAGCAUAUUUUUUCAUAGAAUGUAGCCUGUAAAUAGCUUUUUAAAUACCUUCUUUUUUAUAAGAGCAAAGUAUCUUUAGACCUUUCUUUCUAUAGAAUACUUCAUUAACCUUUAUACAAGUUUUUUGCCGAGUAUUAUCAACUGUUGUAUUUUAGGUUCUUGACUCUAAGAGAGGAAUUUUGAGUUUUUGGUCCUUGUUUUUGUUUUGUUUUCCCUUUGAUUAUUAUUAUUAUAUUAAUUAUUUUGGCAUUGCCUGAAAAACAAGUAAAACUUUGUGCAGCCUUAUACAGAAUUGAAUAAUAGUACAAAAAUUGAUCUAUUUAAGACACAUUAUGAAGAAGAAUAAUCUUCAACUUUAUAAUACCAGCUCCUUGUUUCAAUUCUUGUAUUAUGAGGGGAUACAAUUAUUUUAUUAGCACCUUGUGAAGUGUUUCUGUGUUUUGUGAUGAUGUAAUUUAUUAAUGUUUGUAGCUUUUUAUAUUUGUACAUUUAUUAUGAGCUUUGUUUAUAUACACAUUACCUGGAUGUGAUGUCCAUGAGGG
Zootoca vivipara (common lizard) is the source of this 6941-nucleotide messenger RNA. It is a transcript of the gene PHF2, whose product is annotated as PHD finger protein 2. Lineage: Eukaryota; Metazoa; Chordata; Lepidosauria; Squamata; Lacertidae. The record is from RefSeq and is a predicted model, not a curated record.